This is a messenger RNA of Momordica charantia (bitter melon), 570 nucleotides long. The record is from RefSeq and is a predicted model, not a curated record. Lineage: Eukaryota; Viridiplantae; Streptophyta; Magnoliopsida; Cucurbitales; Cucurbitaceae.
AAGCUCUACCGUCGAUGUUGAAUCCUGAGGCGAUGUCUCCAUUAACCGCCUCCGAUUUGCAGAGGAUCUUCGAGACGCUCGACAGUAAUGGCGACGGAUUCUUGAGCGUGGAGGAGCUCAAUCGCCUGCUCGACAGCAUCGGGGAUGGCCAAAUCUGCGACGAUCUCGAGUCGUUGAUCGGCAAAUGCAAGCUUGAUUUUGAAGAAUUCUUGUCUCUAUACAAAUCCAUAUCGGAGAGAAACAGAGCAGGCGCGGAAGAGGAAAUUGAGAGCGAUCUUUUGAAUGCGUUCCAAGUGUUCGAUCAAAAUCGCGAUGGAUUUAUUUGUUGCGAGGAGCUUCGGAAUGUGCUGGCGAGGCUAGGGCUGUGGGAUGAGCGCUGCGGCCGCGAUUGCAGCAGCAUGAUUGGCGCAUUCGAUACAAAUUUCGAUGGACGGCUUGAUUUUCAGGAGUUCAAGAACAUAAUGCUCUCUGCUUCCAAUUCUCCAUGUAUUUAAUUUGAGAGUUCAAAUCAAUGUACUAUACAUUGUUUAAGAUUGUAAAAUCUGAAUAUUCAUUCUUUAUUGGGAUGUA